GGUUUCACGCGGGGUGUGCGUAACUCGCGCUUGCCAACGGACGGCUGAGUUUUAGGAGACGCUUUGCAAACGUAUCUAUCUGGAGAGGCUGCCUGACGUCUCUGCAAGCCCGCCUUUGAUGCAGGAAAGAGGAGAAAAGUUUGAUUUCCCCUAAGGGACUCUCAACCCAGGAGGCAGGCGCAAGAGGAUGGCCAUCGCAAGACUCACAGGGUUCUCAUGGGGGAUUACCUGGUUCACGCUCACCGCCAUCUGUGCCCAGACAAGAGCUGAGCAGUCCCAAGGUGCCUACUUCUUGCCUGAGUUUGCACUUUCUCCGCAAGGAAGUUUCUUGGAAGACACAGCGGGAGAACAGUUCCUCACCUACCGCUACGAUGAUCAGACCUCAAGAAUUACCCAGUCUGAUGAAGAUAAAGAAGGUGGCUGGGAUGCCUGGGGAGCAUGGAGUGAUUGCUCGCGGACUUGUGGAGGGGGUGCAUCCUAUUCUUUAAGGAGAUGUUUAAACGGCAGGAACUGUGAAGGCAGGAACAUUCGGUAUAAAACCUGCAGCAAUAACGACUGCCCUUCAGAUGCUGGCGAUUUCCGGGCUCAGCAGUGUUCAGCCUACAACGACGUCAUGUACCAAGGGCAUUUUUACGAAUGGAUCCCUGUCUAUGACGAUUCCAGUUCUCCUUGUGCCCUGAAGUGCCAGGCUUUGGGGAAACCCUUGGUAGUGGAGCUUGCGCCCAAAGUUCUCGAUGGCACUCGCUGCAAUGCCAAAUCGCUGGACAUGUGCAUCAGUGGUAUAUGUGAGGCAGUAGGCUGUGAUCGGCAACUUGGGAGUCAAGCCAAGGAAGACAACUGCGGGAUCUGUGGAGGAGAUGGUUCAACAUGCAGGCUGGUGAGAGGUCAAGCGAAGACCCACCUUUCAUCCGAAAAAAGGGAGGAAACCGUGAUUGCUGUUCCACAUGGGAGUCACAGUGCAAGAAUUACGGUGAAAGGACCAGCACACCUCGUGAUUGAAUCAAAGACACUUCAGGGAGAGAGCGGAGAACACAGCUUUGGUGCCCCCGGAACAUUCGUCAUUGAAAACACGACUGUUGAAUUCCUGAAAGGUUCAGAAAGAGAAACGAUAAAAAUCCCGGGGCCCCUUGGUGCGGAUUUCAUUAUCAAGACCAGGUAUACUGCCCCCAAAGACAGCGUGGUUCAAUUCUUUUUCUAUCAACCCAUAAGUCAUCAGUGGAGACAGACGGAGUUCUUCCCUUGCACCGUGACAUGUGGAGGAGGUUAUCAGCUGAACUCUGCAGAGUGUGUGGACAUCCGUUCAAAGCGAGUUGUGCCAGAUCAAUACUGCCAUUACUAUCCUGAAAAUAAGAAGCCCAAACCCAAGCUGAAGGAAUGCAAUAUGGAUCCCUGCCCUUCGAGCGACGGGUUUAAAGAAAUCAUGCCCUAUGAUCAUUUCCAGCCACUUCCUCGCUGGGAACACAACCCGUGGACUGCCUGUUCAGUUUCUUGUGGAGGUGGAAUCCAAAGGAGGAGUUUUGUGUGCGUGGAGGAGACUAUGCACGGAGAGAUUUUACAAGUAGAAGAGUGGAAAUGCAUGUACGCCCCCAAACCCAAGGUCAUGCAAGCUUGCAAUCUGUACGAUUGCCCUAAAUGGGUAGCUUUGGAGUGGUCACAGUGCACCGUGACAUGUGGCCGAGGGUUACGUUACCGAGUGGUGCUGUGUAUCGAUCACCGUGGGCAACACACGGGCGGCUGCAACCCUCAACUCAAGCUGCACAUCAAAGAAGAAUGCAUUGUGCCAGUCCCUUGUUACAAGCUCAAAGAGAAAACCCCAGUUGAAGCAAAGGUGCCAUGGUUCAAGCAGGCACAUGAAAUGGAGGAGACCAGGACAGUCUCUGAGGAGCCGACGUUUAUCCCUGAGCCGUGGUCUCCUUGCAGUGCUUCUUGUGGUCGCGGUAUUCAGGUGCGUGACGUGAAGUGCCGUAUUUAUCUCGCAUUUACUCAAGCUGAGGUGGAGCUGCCUGAUGAAGAGUGCGAAGAAGCCAAACCGGUGGCUGAACGCAGUUGUCACUUGGAAUCAUGUGAUGGUGACCCCGUCCCAUUCAUCCCAGAAUUUUCACACGCCAAAGAUGCUGACGCUGAUGUCAUCUAUGACUGGGAAUACAUUGGAUUUACCCCAUGCUCAGCUACAUGUACUGGAGGGACUCAGGAAGCCAUUGCCGUGUGCCUCCACGAGCAGACAAAGCAAAGUGUAAAUUAUAGCCUGUGUGACGUCUUGACGAGACCUCCGCCAAUGAGCCGUGCGUGCAAUACAAGACUUUGCCCUCCAAGGUGGCAGGUGGGGCCCUGGAGACAAUGUUCUGCCACUUGUGGUGUUGGCAUCCAGACCAGAGAGGUACGCUGCCAGCAACCUGGAGGGUCUGUGGUUGGGUCUGAAAACUGCAAAGAGAGAAAACCUCAUGCUCUGCAAGCUUGCAACCAGAUUGAUUGCCCCCCAGUUUGGCACGUUGAAGAAUGGCAACAGUGCUCCCGUACAUGUGGUGGAGGCACCCAGAAUCGCAAAGUGACUUGCCAGCAGUUGUUGAUGGAUGGAAGCUUUCUGAAACUCACUGAUGAGAAGUGUCAUGAGCCUAGAUUGUCCUCGCACAAACCUUGUGCUAAAACAGAUUGUCCUCCACGGCUGGUCCUGGGAGAAUGGUCCAGGUGCUCCGUGAGCUGUGGUGCUGGGACACAAAGAAAGAAAUCCACCUGUCAAAAGCUUACCGCCAAAGGCCAACAGGUCACCUUAAAUGGAUCAGCGUGUAGCGGCCUCCUAGCCUCUCCGCUUGUAAGGCCAUGUCACCUGAAUGCCUGCCACAAGAUAAAACAAGAAACGAAACCGAAACAUUUUGGAAAGUAUCCUUCCCACGGGCCACAGAUUCUCAGUAUCCACAGAGUCUACAUACAGACGAGGCAAGAGAAGCGCAUUAAUUUUACUAUUGGGAGCCGAGCUUACCUGCUUCCAAAAACGUCGGUUGUCAUCAAGUGCCCGGUCCGGAGGUUUCAAAAGCCACUGAUCCAGUGGGAGAAAGACGGGCAGCGCCUCCCAAUCUCUAAGCGGGUUGGCGUCACGAAAUCGGGCUCGCUCAAGGUGAACAGCCUUGAGACGCCGGAUAUUGGCGUGUACAAGUGCAUUGCCGGCUCAGCCCAAGAGACCUCUGUUCUUAAGCUCAUUGGCACCGACAACCGGCUAAUAGAACCGCCGGCUUUUCGGAAGCCGACGGGGGAGAGCACCAUCUCAGAACACAACGAGGCCAACAGCUUUGGAGCAAAGUGGUAUAAGAUGAGCCAGAUGUGGAAAUUGUGGAGCCAGAAGAGUGAGCAGUAUCUGGGCAAUGGGCAAGUGAAUGACCAGCCGUUCCUGCGACAUCUGGAAGCUCAUACGAGAAAUUCCGUGGCGGAACGUGGCUCUCGCGAAUUCCAAAACAAGCGCCUGGAGGCUGUAGUUCUCCCUGGCGCUUACAGUAUGGAUACGGUACAUUUUGAGGAGCUGAUCAAGAAUCUGAGCCAUCUUGUUGAGGCCGGAGAAGUCAACGACGAUUUGGCAUCCCGGCUUGUCUAUCAGUUGAUUGCGGAGUUAUCCAAGCCACCACGGUCUCCUUCUGAAAAAUCGAAGGAGGCACAAGAGGAAAAGCUACCUGCCAGGAAACCUGGCAAAUCUCCAGAGGUCUCUGAUAACCUUAGCACAAAACCCCAAGGCGGUGCAAUGACGAUCGGUCAGAAGGGACCGGUUAUUGUAAGGCAAAAAGACGGGCCAAAGGUUUAUUCAAACAAGACCGUAACCGUACGUGUUGGGAGUGCGGUUUUUUUAACAGAAGAUGUCUGCAUUGUAAAUUUGCUUUGUGAAACUGUUGGGAUUGGCAGCCCUAAAUAUACUUGGACGAAAGAUGGAAUGGAGCUAAAGUCCUUUGAGAAAGUGGUUUUGGAAGCUGGUGGAAAAGUCCAAAUUCUGAACCCAACCAGGAAAGAAAUGGGUGUGUACCGUUGCGUGGUGGAGAACGGCUUUGGUUCCGACGUGGAAACGUCAGCACUGUUUUAUGCAGAAGCUCCUACGAUACUGCCUUCUGUAACAAACGUCACAAGUGCUGAGCUUCGGAACCUUCCUGUCCCUGUUGGAGGGACAAUCCUGGCAAGAACAGGAGCAAACGUUACGCUGGAAUGUCCAGUGCAAGGUCUUCCCCAACCUGAGAUUACUUGGUUUAGAAAUGAAAGCUCCCCAAGAAAUGAUGUUUUCACCAUCGCAAAUGGUUCCUUACUCCUGAGGAAUGUUUCAGGUGAAGAUGUUGGGACUUACACGUGCACAGCCACCAACGCCCUUGGACAAGCCACAGCCACGAGUGUUCUUCAGUUGCUUGAACGUAGGUUUCAGGAGCCUAACAAUGGAUCAUCCGGCAACAGUAGGCGAAAACGUGUCCUCAUGGCCUCUGGAAUCGGUACCAACGUUAGCGUGGUGCCUGGGGAACUGUUACGGAUAGGCUGUCCUGUGCAACCUACGACAAAGAACACAAUUCAUUGGUUCUUCAAAAAUCAACCGAUUGAAGAAAUUAAGGACUUCAAUCCCCGGAUCCUGGUUCGGGGGCGCAUCUUAGAGGUGCACCUUAUCUCUGGCCAGUUUGCUGGACAAUACAUGUGUCGGACUUCGUCAAAUGCCAAGCCGUUGUCUGUCUGGGUAAAUGUCAAGAAGGAAGAAUAUAGAUGGGAGCUUGGGGAGUGGAAUCCUUGUUCUGCUACUUGUGGGAACUCAGGCACCCAGCUCCGGAGACUGCUCUGUGUGAGCGUGAAAGAGCAAAAGGCGAACAAGUCCUUAUGUGAAGAGAGUCAGAAGCCUGUUGUAAAUUACCAGCCUUGCAACAUCCGUGAUUGUCCUGCCAGAUGGGCCACAAGUGCCUGGUCUGAGUGCUCUGCUUCAUGCGGUAAUGGGUUUCGCCAGCGGCAGAGAUUCUGCAAGCAAGUCAAAGCCAACGGCACCGCCGUGACGUUGCCUCCGGGUGCUUGCGCCCACCAAGACCGCCCUUUGGAAAGGAAACCUUGUGUGGGCCAUUCAUGCACAGAAUGGAACAUUCAUCCAUGGGGCCAGUGCACCGGCCCCUGCGUGGGGCGUGGAGUGGGCCUACAGCACCGCCUCGUUCAGUGCCAGUAUCGGAAUGGAUCUAUGGCAUCAAACUCACUGUGUGAUGACAGGAAAAGAUCAUCCAUUAGAAGAAACUGUUCUUCAGACAAAUGUGACGUGCAUUGGCGGACUGGUCCCUGGCGACCCUGCACUGUAGAUUGUGGCAGUGGGUUCCAGUCUCGACAAGUCAGCUGCAUACACAGGAGAAAUAAAAGACCUGUAGCGGAUCAGUCCUGUGCCUGGAGGAAGAGACCGGUGACCUGGCGACACUGCAAUGUCACUUCCUGUGACAGUAUGUAAAAGUUUAUUUCCAUUUUUGAACUUCCUGUUCAGCUUGUGGCAAAUUGCAU
Elgaria multicarinata webbii is the source of this 5481-nucleotide messenger RNA. It is a transcript of the gene ADAMTSL3, whose product is annotated as ADAMTS like 3. Bases 188 to 5431 code for a protein of 1747 amino acids. The transcript is spliced from 30 exons. The record is from RefSeq and is a predicted model, not a curated record. NCBI's taxonomy places the organism in Eukaryota, Metazoa, Chordata, Lepidosauria, Squamata, Anguidae. Gene Ontology annotation, biological process: extracellular matrix organization.